Molecule: messenger RNA, 2046 nt
Organism: Zea mays
Lineage: Eukaryota; Viridiplantae; Streptophyta; Magnoliopsida; Poales; Poaceae
Product: acyltransferase
Exons: 3
Coding region: 483-1616 (377 amino acids)
Biological process (GO): fatty acid biosynthetic process
Cellular component (GO): membrane
Molecular function (GO): acyltransferase activity, transferring groups other than amino-acyl groups
Source: RefSeq, marked validated
CUCCCAACCCUCAAGUCCCCACCAACCCAACCCUGGUGGCACCGGCCGCACACACGAAAGCAAGCUAGCUAGUCACUAUUAGAGCUAUUUGGUUGGGAGCGGUUUAGCUGAGCAAGAUCGAACUGGCAUUGUCACACACAUCUCAGCACUCAGCUCCUUGGGUUCCCCUCCAUGAGCAGCAGCUGAGCAGCCACACAUUGCCGUCUUCCUUGCUGCACUUGUAGUUACAGCUAGAUCCAUUGAUUUUUUUGGCAACAACAAGAGCAGGAGCUACUGAGCAAGAAGUGCGUACGUGCUUGCGGCGUCGGUGCUACCUGCUGGACUACGUGUGCUACAAGGCGACGGACGACCGGAAGCUGCCGACGGACCUGUGCGGCGAGAUCAUCCAGCGGAACAAGCUGCUGGGGCUGGAGGAGUACAAGUUCCUGCUGAAGGUGAUCGUGAACUCGGGCAUCGGCGAGGAGACGUACGGCCCGCGCAACAUGAUCGAGGGCGGGGAGGCCCGGCCGGACCGCCUCCGCGAGGGCAUGGAGGAGAUGGACGAGACCUUCCACGCCGUCCUCGACGAGCUCUUCGCCCGGUCGGCGGCGCCCGGCGGCGUCGGCAUCCGCCCCGCCGACGUCGACGUGCUCGUCGUCAACGUGUCCAUGUUCUCGCCGGCGCCGUCCCUGUCGGCGCGCGUCGUGCGGCGCUACGGCCUCCGCGAGGACGCCAAGGUGUACAACCUCACGGGCAUGGGCUGCAGCGCCACGCUCAUCGCGCUCGACCUCGUCAACGGCUACUUCAGGACGCACGCCGGGCAGGUGGCUCUGGUGAUGACGUCGGAGUCGAUCGCGCCCAACUGGUACGCGGGCAACAAGCGCACCUUCAUGCUGGGCAACUGCCUGUUCCGCUCCGGCGGCUGCGCCUACUUCCUGACCAACGACCCGCGGCUCCGGCCGCACGCCAAGCUCCGUCUCCGCCACGUGGUGCGCACCCACACGGGCGCCUCCGACGAGGCCUACAACUGCGCGCUCCAGAUGGAGGACGAGGCCGGCCGCCCGGGGUUCCACCUGGGCAAGGAGCUGCCGCGCGCCGCGGUGCACGCCUUCGUGCACAACCUCCGCGUGCUGGCGCCCCGCGUGCUGCCGCUCCCGGAGCUGCUCCGCCUCGCCUGCGCCACCCUCUCGGCGCGCCUGGCGCGCAAGAAGCGGCAGCGCGGCGCGGGCCAUGGCCACGGCCACCUCACCAUCCGCAUGAAGGCCGGCGUCGACCACUUCUGCGUGCACACGGGCGGCGCCGCCGUCAUCGACGGCGUCGGCAAGGGACUCACGCUCACGGAGCACGACCUGGAGCCCUCCCGCAUGACGCUGCACCGCUUCGGCAACACCUCCGCCAGCAGCGUCUGGUACGUGCUCGCCUACAUGGAGGCCAAGGGCCGCCUGCGCCAGGGCGACCGCGUCCUCAUGCUCACCUUCGGCGCCGGAUUCAAGUGCAACAGCUGCGUCUGGACCGUCGAGAGGCCCGCCACCGACGCCGGCGUCUGGAAGGACCGCAUCCACCACUACCCGCUCAAGGACGUCUCCAACCCAUUCAUGGACAAGUACGGAUUCGUCAAGGACCUCAUAGACUUGUGAUCGCCCCCUAGCUGCUCAACUCAACGUCUCAACCCCACCAACGCACAUACUUUUUAUUUACACCAUUAUUAUUGUAUUCAUUGUCAUGUUAGUACUACUCUGUUCUAGUAUUGAGCAACUACUAGUUAAUUAAGGUGAGCACAACAAUGCUAGCUGAGGAUUCAUAGUAGCUUAUGAUUCUUUUGGUGAUGGCGGGAAGAUCGACUUUUACGUAGCAACGGAUAUGGCUUCGCUCUUUGUUCUUUCUUCAGUUCUGUCAUUUCGUGUGUGUCAAUUUAGAUGCCCCAUGUCGUCAGUCAAUCAGUCAGUGUCGUCCUGUUCCUAUUUACUAUAUCAAAUGAUUAUGGUGCAAUCAUUUUUUAAACUAAGUUAUUUAUUAUUUAUUGUGUAAUGGUAAAUGUUGCUGUAAUAAAGAGCAUACUCUCACUCC